AAAGUCUAAAUUUAGGUUAAACAUAAUUUUCCGAUAGAUUUGCCGACGUUGGACUAUAUCAAGACUCUACAGGCAGUGGUUAUAUCUUUCUUUAUGUUUAACAGAACAAUUUUAUAAUUAGGAUGUCUAACAGCAAUCAUACUGUGAUAAUAAGAAAUCUUACGAAAAGUAGCAAUACCAGUGAUUCUUACUUGACAGAUUCUAUAUAUGAUCUACUAAAUACAUACAUGAAAAUUUCUACUAUUAGAAACUGUAUACAAAUAAAGACUGAAGACAAUCAGAGGUCUGCUUUAAUCCGUCUUAAAUCUCCUACUGAAGUUUUCGAUGCAUUAGACAAAUUAAAAGACAGACACAGAAGAAAUUCGCUUGGCUUUAAGUUUCAGAGAAUAGCAGAUACAGGUGAGGCCAUUGACGUUAAAAUGGAGUUACCGGAGAGAUACUAUCAAAAAGGUCAAAACAUAGGGAAGGAAACAAGAAAAUAUGAAUUCAAAGUCGGUGGAGGAGAUUAUGUAAAACACAUUUUGAGAGAAGAUGUGUCUAAGUAUAUAUGUGGGUUUUUAAACGGACGAACCAAAGGAACUCUGUUCAUUGGUGUGAAUGAUGAUGGAGAUGUUGUUGGUGCUAAUUGUGAGGACGAGGAUAAAAUUCGUUGCCACUAUAUCGACGAGGGCAUUAGAGCAAUAAAACCGCCGAUAGAUAAUAAAGAUUAUCAAGUAGAGUUUAUUCCUGUAGUCGAAAAUGAAAAAGUAAAAGCCAAUUGUAACGUAAUUGAAAUCACGGUCAACAAGAAAAAACAUCUCAAUAGAUUGUUUGACAGUAAAGGUCAUGUUUAUCUACGACGCGAAGGUAGUGUACGGGAUUUUAAUGCGGCUGAAACACAGGAUUGGAUAUUACAGAACCACCAUUCAAGAUCUUGCAUUUUGCAAUAAGAUUCGAAUAUUAGUGGAACCACACAUUGAUUACUCAAGUGACCAACAGUAAAUCUUAAUGUUCCCGUCAACAUGUUCAUCCAGUAUCCAUAUGGAUUAUUAUUAUCCGUUUGACCUUAGCCGUUGUACAAUGAUCACAUUUUAGUCUGUUUUUAUCAUAAUCAUUGCCUUUAUUUAUCAAUGACUGUUUUGUCACAAAUAUAUAUAUCUUCUAUUUUUGUUAUUGUUAAGAAAAUCUUGUAUGACAAUGUUUGUGGUUUUAAUAUUACUCUUAUCCGUCCAUUAAAUUUAAACAUAUAA
Molecule: messenger RNA, 1229 nt
Organism: Mytilus californianus (California mussel)
Lineage: Eukaryota; Metazoa; Mollusca; Bivalvia; Mytilida; Mytilidae
Product: schlafen-like protein 1
Exons: 4
Coding region: 123-929 (268 amino acids)
Source: RefSeq, a predicted model, not a curated record